Messenger RNA from Syngnathus acus (greater pipefish), 6510 nucleotides. RefSeq names its product integrin, beta 4 (gene itgb4). Gene Ontology annotation, biological process: cell adhesion mediated by integrin; cell-matrix adhesion; integrin-mediated signaling pathway. The transcript is spliced from 43 exons. Gene Ontology annotation, molecular function: integrin binding. NCBI's taxonomy places the organism in Eukaryota, Metazoa, Chordata, Actinopteri, Syngnathiformes, Syngnathidae. Gene Ontology annotation, cellular component: cell surface; membrane; focal adhesion. The record is from RefSeq and is a predicted model, not a curated record. The coding region runs from base 477 to 6434 and encodes 1985 amino acids.
UGGAAUGUGGCAGAGGUGUGGAACUUUUAACUUCUAACAGGGUGUGGAGGAGAUAGAGGUUCAGGAAGGGAGUUAACCCUCCAUGUCAUUGCUCCUCACCUGGAUAGGGAGCGUGUGCAGGCGCUGACGUUUAAGGAGGGAUCAAGUCACUGCAUACAAAGUCUCAGUCAGUUACUCGGAAUCUCUUUAUCACGCACGCACGCACGCACGUUUGAGUCCCUAAGUUUAUGGGCAAUUCAGUCAAUAUUUGACCGGAGCACACUGUACAGGAGGGAAGAAGCAGAACCUUCUUUUUUUUUGAUACUAGGAGUUGCAGAUUUUACUUUUCGACUGCAGGUGGAAAGACAUUUUUUCUCCCAAACUGUUGGAUCACAGAUGCCAAAGCGGAUUUAGUGCAAGUCCCACUACCAUCAUUAAUUGUUGUUGGACUUUUGAACUCAGUCUGGUGUGGGAUCAGGAACAGGUGCAGGAAGGCGAUGGGGAGAUGGACGUUACAUCUCUCGGUGGGCCUUGGACUUUUGCUCAUUCUCGUGAGCUACACUCACGCUGAAGCCAACUAUUGCUAUGCCACCAGGUCCAAAACCUGCUCGGAAUGUUUGCAGGCAGGAAAAGGGUGCGCCUACUGUCCUGAUGAGACCUUUAAUGGACCUCGCUGCGACCUGUACGAAAACAUUCUGGCUCACGGCUGCAGCGCUGCGGCCGUGAUCACGGCCAAAAGCCGCAUGAGGAUCGAAAGGGAAGAACAGAUCAACGUCCGAAUGGCCCAGUCGCAGGUGUCCCCGCAGCAGAUGAGUAUGUCACUGCUACCAGGGGAAGAGAAGAUGGUGGACAUGGAAGUCUUUGCUCCAACCAAAGGCCCCCUGGAUCUUUAUAUUCUUAUGGACUUCUCCAACUCCAUGGAAGACGAUUUGGAUAACUUGAAGAGGAUGGGUCAGGAGCUGGCGUCACUGGUGAAGAAGCUAUCAGAUGACUACACCAUCGGAUUUGGAAAGUUUGUGGACAAAGUUAUUGAGCCCCAAACGGACAUGAGACCCACUAAACUUGACCAACCAUGGCCCAACAGUGACCCUCCCUUCUCUUUUGAAAACGUCAUCAAGCUGACCAACGACUUGAACUUCUUCACCAGCGAGCUUCAAAAGGAAAGAAUCUCCGGCAACCUGGACGCUCCUGAGGGAGGUUUUGAUGCCAUACUGCAAGCGGCAGUCUGCACGGAUAAUAUCGGUUGGCGUGAGCAGAGCACGCAUCUGUUGGUUUUCUCCACCGAGUCGGCCUUCCACUACGAGGCGGACGGCGCCAACGUGCUGUCGGGCAUCCUGCCCCGCAACGACGAGAAAUGCCACCUGGACGGCGAAGGCAAAUACACAGAAGCUACCAAGCAGGAUUACCCCUCCAUCCCCACGCUGGUCCGUCUGCUCGGCAAACAUAACAUUAUUCCCGUCUUUGCCGUCACCAACCACUCCUACACUUACUACAAGAAACUCCAAACCUAUUUUCCCAUUGCUGAAGUGGGCCUGCUGCAAGAGGACUCCUCCAACAUCUUGCAAGUCAUGGAGAUGGCUUUUGAGAGUAUCCGUUCCAAGAUGAGCAUUCGUGCAGAAGACAGACCCAAAGCCUUUGAAGCUGAGUUCCUGUCCGCCAGUGGAAAGGUUGCCAAACACGGAGACUUUGCUUUUCGGCCUGGAGCCAUUGGCAAAUUCAAGAUGCGACUCAAAGCCCAUAGAAUGCUGGACGAUUCUCCGGUCUGUAAAAUGGAUGCGGAUGAGAAGUCGGGCCUCAUGAGAGUUAAACCUACGACCUUUAACGCCGCCAUGAAUGUUCAAGCCACCGUGCUCUGUCCAACUUGUGACUGUGAGAAGACUGCCGUCGCCAACGCGCCCAGAUGCCACGGCAACGGAGACCUUGUGUGUGGGAAGUGUCAAUGCCACGACGGCUGGUUGAGUACAUUCUGCAACUGUUCAGCUAGCGCUUCGGCCCUGGACACCCGUCUGUGUAUCGGUCCAGGAUCGACGGAACCUUGUUCGGGUCGCGGGGACUGCCGGGAGUGCGGAAGAUGUGUGUGCUACAACCCUGACCAGUUUGAAGGACCUUACUGCCAGUACGAUCGAACCCAGUGUCCGCGAUUCGGAGGCUUCCUCUGCAACGACCGUGGCUCCUGCAUUAUGGGCCGCUGUGUGUGUUCUGAUGGCUGGGAAGGAAAUGCCUGUGAGUGUCCCAAGAGCAACCAGACCUGUUUAGACAGCAAGGGGGGGGUGUGCAACGGGCGUGGUAAAUGUGUUUGCGGUCUCUGUGAGUGUCAAUCAUCUGGUCUUGAAAUGACGUCCACCUGCGAGCCCAAUUUCCAGGCUCAACUCGGUGUUUGUGAGGCCACACGGACUUGUGCUCAGUGCCAAGCUUGGAAGACAGGAGAGAGGAAGGACAAGAAGGAAUGUGACAAGUGUCCUUUCAGAAUCAUCAUGGUGGAUGAACUCAAAGAAGCGGACAAGGUGAUGGAAAAGUGCAGUUAUCGUGACGAGGAGGACGACUGCACAUACCACUACACUUUGGAAACCCCCCAAAAUCCAGACUCCAAAGACUUGGAGGUCCAAGUGCUCAAGAAGAAAGAUUGUCCAGCUGCCAGCCUCCUGUGGCUGCUCCCUCUCCUCUUGUUCCUCUUGUUACUGCUGGCACUUUUGUUGCUCUGCUGCUGGAAAUACUGCAAAUGCUGCAAAACCUGCUGCCAGAGCUGCCUUGCCCUGUUGCCUUGCUGUAAUAAAGGUCGCAUGGUUGGAUUCACGAAGGAUGACUAUCUUCUCCGCAAGUCUCUGCUCACCUCAGACCACCUGGACAUUCCAAUGGCGAGGACAGGCCCUCUGAAAGGGACAGAUGUCGUUCGCUGGAAGGUUACCGAUAAUGUGCACUGGCGUCCCAACCACCCUCAGGUUCUAGUCGAGCCCAACCCCAAAGAAACAAUUCAGUAUCCAAUCUCCCUGCGGCUUAACAGGCGCUUUUCGGAGAAUUUGUCUCGUCCUGAUUCCAAAGAUGCGGAGCAGCUUCGUAAAGAAGUUGCAGAUAAUCUUCAUGAGGUGUACAAGCACAUUCCUGGAGCCCAGAAAAUGCAGAAGACCUCAUUUAGAACACAGAGAAAUGCAGGCAAAAGGCAGGACUACACCAUCAUGGACACCGUCCUGUCCGCCCCUCGCAGCAGCUACCCUGAUAUUGUCAAGCUGACCGAGAGAAAUGUCCAGUCUGGACGCUUCAGCAACCUGAAAGUGUUGCCUGGCUACUACACGGUUGCAACAGAUAGAGAGGCGGCAGGUGCUAUCGAGUUCCAAGAAGAUGUGGAGUCGGUGGAUGUUCACGUGCCACUCUUUGUAAAGGAUGAAGAUGAUGACAAGAAGCAGCUCCUGGUGAAGGCCACAGAUGUGCCGCUGGGAAUUGCCCAAAUUGGAAAACGCUUGACGAACAUCACCAUCCUCAAAGAACAUGCUUCCAGUGUGUUCUCCUUCCUCCAGCCGGCCUACACGUACAGUCGACAGGACGGGGUGGCAAAUAUUCCAAUUAGUAGAGAGAUCAUUGAAGACGGACGCGCACAAGUCUCAUACCGUACACGAGAUCUCACAGCCAAGGAUAAAAAGGACUACGUGACUGUAGAUGGAGAUCUCACUUACGCUCCCGGUGAGACCCAAAAGAUCGUUCCGGUUCGUCUGCUGGAGCUCGGUGAGAAAGACGCGCUCCUGGAUGACAAACAGGUCAAACAGUUUGUCAUGGACCUGAGUAACCCGCGACAAGGCGCCAAGCUUGGCACCUACCCUCGAACUACGGUCACAAUUGCCGACCUACCAGAGCCCAGUGUGAUGAUGUUCAAGAAGGGCAGCCAGAGCUUCACGACAUCCGACCCAAAUUACACCAUCCCCGUGGUGCGCACUCGCAACCAGGACAGCCCCGCUACGGUGAAAUGGCGCACAAAGAAGGGCCAGCGCUUUGACCUCUCCGGCCUUCUCAAGUUUAACCCUGGAGAGACCGAGAAGAAUAUAGUGAUCGAUCCAAGGAGCCACCCUGCUCUGAGUCAACCUGACUCCUUCCAGCUGGAGCUAUUGGAGCCGAGUAGCAAUGCCGCAGUCGGCGAGAGGAAGACCACCGUUGUCAAUGUUGUAGAAGGAGUUCCAAGGUCUCCUGAGAUAGCCCAGAUGCAGCAAAAAGGGUUUAGCGGUCGCCUUCAUGCGCCAGGCAACCCGAAGGCCAAGGCAACUGGACCCAAAAGCAUCCGCCUCAACUGGGACCCACCGCCGGGUCACCCGAUGGGGUACAAGGUGAAGUAUUGGAUCUACGGUGACCCCGAGAAAGAUGCUCAGGUCUUAGAUGUCAAGACGCCUCAAGCCGAGCUGACCAACCUGUAUCCCUACUGUGACUAUGAGAUGCGAGUGUCCGCCUACAAUUCCUUUGGAGAUGGCACUGAAACGGACAUGAUUCCCUGCCAGACUUUGGAAGAUGUGCCUGGUGAACCGGGACGACUCGCCUUUAAUGUCAUAAGCCCAACAGUCACUCAGGUCAGUUGGGCGGAGCCUGCCGAGACGAACGGCAACAUCACAGCUUACGAGGUCAUCUACACACCUAUCGAUGAUGAUCUGAAGCAAGUCGGUGCGGCUAAGAAGGUGAAGAUAGACAGCCCAAAGAAGCGAAUGCUAUUGAUUGAGAAUCUGGUGAAUGCCCAGACCUAUCAGUACAAGGUCCGUGCCAAGAACGGCGUGGGUUGGGGCCCCUACAGAGACGCUACCAUCAACUUGGCAUCGCAACCCGCCAGACCUCUCUCCAUUCCCAUCAUUCCAGAUGUCCCGAUUGUGGAUGCCGAAGCAGGAGACGAGUAUGACAGUUAUCUGAUGUACAGCAACGAGGUGCUGAAGUCUCCUGCGGGCUCCAAGACACCCAGCGUUUCUGGUGAUGGCUGCCAAUAUGUCAAGUUGGUGGGGUCCAACCUGGAUCUCCGAAAGGUGUCGUGGACAAAUCGAGUGGACGUCAUCGCCGCCGACGGUCGACUCAGCACAGACACAGAGGCCAGCACGGAUGCGGGCCCAUAUUCCAGCUUCACACAAACACCCGCGCCAGAUUACAUGAUGAAUGGAAAAUGGGACCAGAACUUCCUCUUCCCGGGCGGCUCCGUCACACGCAACUUGUCUACAUCCUCUACUCCGAUGUCCACUAUGAACUCUCACUACAUGGGCGGCUCCUUCACCACCGAAACCACAAGCAACUACAUGCCGGGGAGCCCCCGUCGACCCGAUAUGAUGGGCGGAAUGCACACAACGGACGUCAUCAUGAGGAAGCGCUCGGAGAGGGGUUACGCAGACGAACACAUCAGGGACUCCAUCGUCAUGGGAGAUAUGUCGAGCAACUUUCCAGAUCUAGGUGUGUACGGCUUCAGCGGGUCACCGCAGAAUACUUCUCAGAACCAAUACGGCUACAGCCUGUCUCAGGGUCCCAGGGCCAGGACUCAGUCUUCCGAGGUCAACGAAGCUCUGUAUAAUUUGGACAGGGUGCUCCAGGAUGCGAGACUCUCUCCAGGCGUCCCAGACACCCCCAGCCGACUGGUGUUUUCAGCUCUGGGUCCUACGGCACUGAAAGUCAGCUGGCAGGCGCCCCACUGCCAGAAGGACAUCCUGGGUUACUGUGUGCUCUACCAGCCGCUCAAUGGAGGUGACGUGAACCGCAUCAACGUGACCAACCCGGCGGACAACUCUGUGAUUAUCCAGGAUCUUCUGCCCAACCAUUCUUACCUGUUUAAGGUGAAGGCUCAAAGCCAAGAAGGCUGGGGCCCCGAAAGAGAAGGCGUCAUCACCAUCGAGUCGGCCGUGGACCCCAAAAGUCCUUACAGUCCCAUGCCAGGCUCUCCUUUCACUCUGAGCACCCCGAGUGCACCGGGUCCCCUCGUCUUUACGGCUCUCAGCCCCGAUUCCUUGCAACUGAGUUGGGAGAAACCCAGGAAGCCAAACGGAGACAUUCUUGGCUACGUGGUCACCUGCGAGCAGCUUCACGGAGGAGGUGACACACGUUCCUUCCAGGUGAGCGGGGACGGCGCGGAGACCCGGCUGACCGUCCCCAACCUGACUGAGAACAUCCCCUACAAGUUCAAAGUUCAGGCUCAAACCACACAGGGCUACGGCCCGGAAAGGGAGGGCAUCAUCACCAUCGAGUCUCAGGACGGAGGCGCUUUGUCGCAGUACAAUAAUCAAUCCAUGACAAGGAGGGACGUUUUCAACAUGCCAAGUGACAUGAACACCAUGAGCAGCGUCUCUCGCACCAUGAUCGACGACCCGUACUUCUCAGCAGAUGGAAUGAUGAUGACCACGCAACACACAGAAAGCAGCGGCAUGAUGACCCGCCAAAUCACGAAGGAAGUAGUCCAGAGGAGCGUCAUGGGAGGGACCACCGUCACCAAGAAUAUGUUUUACGAGUCUUAAAGGACAGUAAGCUUUUCAUUUGGCCUCAAUUUGCAUUCGGACGCUCCAAAUAUGAUAUAAUAUGAGAUUCUCCUUU